AUGGUUGCUGGAAGGUUCCCUGCUGGACACUUCGCAGCCUUUGCAGCCUCGGUGUUCCUGGGAUGGAAGUCCCUCUAUUCCACGGGUGCCUCAGAAGAGAUUGUGCUCUCCUCCAGGAGGGGCGGUGUGAGGGUGUGUGGUCGGGAGCUGCUGCCGCUGUUCAGAGGCAGGAAGCUGCUUUGCCUGCAGUGGCAUCGGGAGUCAGUGGCUAUGGACCCAUGUCUGAAGACACUGAAACCCAAGCUUUUGGCACUCUACGGCCUCCUAAUGGGUACACGGGGGCCUGCCGGCCUGGGCACGGAGGGCCGCGGAUGGCAGCAUGAAGCUGUUAUGCUUGGAGAACAGGAGGGCACGAGGGUCAGCCACUCCCUUGUGGUGGUGAGCACCAUGAUCCCACCGCCCUGCUGGAGAGUGGGGCACACAGGUCCGCAGCCACUCACACCCCUGUCCGUGCUUUCCGGCGGACCUGACAGUGUGGACACGGCUGGUGGCGCUGGUAGCCACCUAGCGCCGCACAGGCGGGAGACGGCAUCUCAAACUUGCUCCAGGAUGGAGAGUGACGCCUUGGAUGCUGACAUGGAAAAAGUGAGUGGAGCGCAGACAGGCUAUUUCGUGGGGGGGCCUGGGGAGUGCAAAGGCCAGGAGGCUAGAAUACCCCCCGGAAAGGCGUCGUCCAGCCCGACUUGGGCAAACUCCGCGCGCCCCGCCCGGGGCCAAGUUGGCCAACUUCGGGGCUGGUUGGUCGCAGAGGGGCGCCCCGCAGCGCACCUGGGCGCCCCGGGUCGGGGGGAGCCUAGGAGCACUCGCGGCUCCCGGGACCCGAGCGUGGAGACCGAGGGCCGGGAAAGCCCCGUGGCGGAGAGCGCAGCGCCAGCCCCAGCGGGUCCGGGGGAGCCGGGCGAGGCGGCGCCCGGGCUCGCGUCCGGGGACGCUCGGGAGGAGCCGGGUGGGCCCCUGGGCCACAGAGCGGAGCGCAUCCUGGCGGUGCCGGUGCGCACUGACGCCCAGGGCCGCUUGGUGUCCCACGUGGUGUCGGCAAUGGCCCAGGCAGGGGUACGGGCCCGCAGGGCUGCCCCCGUCCAGACCCCAGGCUUCCCUGGAGGCAGCGAAGAGGACCCUGGCGGCCGCCUCUUCUACAAUGUCACUGUCUUCGGCCGCGACCUGCACCUGCGGCUUCGGCCCAACGCCCGCCUCGUGGCGCCCGGGGCCACGGUGGAGUGGCAAGGCGAAUCGGGCUCCAUCCGCGUGGAGCCCCUGCUUGGGACCUGCCUCUACGUCGGAGACGUGGCCGGCCUGGCUGAAACCUCCUCCGUGGCGCUCAGCAACUGCGAUGGGCUGGCUGGCCUGAUCCGUAUGGAGGAGGAGGAGUUCUUCAUUGAGCCCCUGGAGAAGGGGCUGGCGGUGCAGGAGGCUGAGCAGGGCCGCGUGCAUGUGGUGUAUCGCCGGCCACCCACCCCCAGGUCCCCUCCUUUGGGGGGACCACAGGCCCUGGACACAGGGGCCUCCCUGGACAGCCUGGACAGCCUCAGCCGCGCCCUGGGCGUCCUGGAGGAUCAGGUCAACAGCUCGAGGCACAGGGCGCGCAGGCACGCUGCCGACGACGACUACAACAUCGAGGUCCUGCUGGGCGUGGACGACUCGGUGGUGCAGUUCCACGGGAAGGAGCACGUGCAGAAGUACCUGCUCACGCUCAUGAACAUUGUCAAUGAAAUCUAUCACGAUGAAUCCUUGGGGGCCCACAUCAAUGUCGUCCUGGUGCGGAUAAUCCUGCUGAGCUACGGGAAGUCCAUGAGCCUCAUCGAGAUUGGGAACCCCUCUCAGAGCCUGGAGAACGUCUGCCGCUGGGCCUACCUCCAGCAGAAGCCAGACACAGGCCACGAUGAAUACCACGAUCACGCCAUCUUCCUCACCCGGCAGGACUUUGGACCUUCGGGCAUGCAAGGCUAUGCUCCUGUCACCGGAAUGUGCCACCCUGUCCGCAGCUGCACGCUAAACCACGAGGAUGGCUUCUCCUCGGCCUUCGUGGUGGCCCAUGAGACCGGCCACGUGCUGGGCAUGGAGCACGACGGGCAGGGCAACCGCUGCGGCGACGAGGUGCGCCUGGGCAGCAUCAUGGCGCCCCUGGUGCAGGCAGCCUUCCACCGCUUCCACUGGUCCCGCUGCAGCCAGCAGGAGCUGAGCCGCUACCUGCACUCCUAUGACUGCCUGCGGGACGACCCCUUUGCCCACGACUGGCCGGCGCUGCCGCAGCUCCCGGGGCUGCACUACUCCAUGAACGAGCAGUGCCGCUUCGACUUCGGCCUGGGCUACAUGAUGUGCACCGCGUUCCGGACCUUCGACCCCUGCAAGCAGCUGUGGUGCAGCCACCCUGACAACCCCUACUUUUGCAAGACCAAGAAAGGGCCCCCCCUGGACGGGACCAUGUGUGCACCUGGCAAGCACUGCUUUAAAGGACACUGCAUUUGGCUGACGCCUGACAUCCUCAAACGGGAUGGCAACUGGGGCGCCUGGAGUCCAUUCGGCUCCUGCUCACGCACCUGUGGCACAGGUGUGAAGUUCAGGACCCGCCAAUGUGACAACCCACACCCAGCCAAUGGGGGCCGCACCUGCUCAGGCCUCGGCUACGACUUCCAGCUCUGCAAUCCGCAGGACUGCCCCGACGCACUGGCCGACUUCCGCGAGGAGCAGUGCCGGCAGUGGGACCUGUACUUCCCGCACGGCGACGCCCAGCACCACUGGCUGCCCCACGAGCACCGGGAUGCCAAGGAGAGAUGCCACCUCUACUGCGAGUCCAAGGAGACCGGGGAGGUGGUGUCCAUGAAGCGCAUGGUGCAUGAUGGGACGCGCUGCUCCUACAAGGAUGCCUUCAGCCUAUGUGUGCGCGGGGACUGCAGGAAGGUGGGCUGUGACGGGGUGAUCGGUUCCAGCAAGCAAGAGGACAAGUGCGGUGUGUGCGGAGGGGACAACAGCCACUGCAAAGUGGUGAAGGGCACCUUCACACGCUCGCCCAAGAAGCUCAGUUACGUCAAGAUGUUUGAGAUCCCGGCAGGAGCCAGACAUCUGCUUAUCCAGGAGGUAGACACCACCAGCCACCACCUGGCCAUCAAGAACCUGGAGACAGGCAAGUUCAUUUUAAAUGAAGAGAAUGACGUGGAUCCCAAUUCCAAAUCCUUCAUCGCCAUGGGUGUGGAGUGGGAGUACCGGGAUGAGGAUGGCCGGGAGACGCUGCAGACCAUGGGCCCCCUCCACGGCACCAUCACCGUUCUGGUCGUCCCGCAGGGGGACGCCCGGGUCUCGCUGACGUACAAGUACAUGAUCCACGAGGACUCCCUCGGCGUGGACGACAACAACGUCCUGGAAGACGACUCCGUGGGCUACGAGUGGGCCCUGAAGAAGUGGUCUCCCUGCUCCAAGCCCUGCGGCGGAGGGUCCCAGUUCACCAAGUACGGCUGCCGCCGGAGGCUGGACCACAAGAUGGUGCAGCGAGGCUUCUGUGAUGCCCUCCUGAAGCCCAGAGCCAUCCGCCGGGCCUGCAACCCCCAGGAGUGCUCCCAGCCUGUGUGGGUCACGGGCGAAUGGGAGCCGUGCAGUCAGAGCUGUGGGCGGACAGGCAUGCAGGUGCGCUCUGUGCGCUGCGUUCAGACACUGCACAACAACACCACUCGCUCUGUGCACACCAAGCACUGCAACGACGCCCGGCCCGAGGGCCGCCGGGCCUGCAACCGUGAGCUCUGCCCUGGCCGGUGGCGGGCUGGGCCCUGGUCCCAGUGCUCCGUAACCUGUGGCAAUGGCACCCAGGAGCGGCCGGUGCUCUGCCGAACCGUGGACGACAGCUUCGGGGUCUGCCGGGAGGAGAGGCCUGAGACAGCAAGGAUCUGCAGGCUUGGCCCCUGUCCCCGAAACAUCUCCGAUCCCUCCAAGAAGAGCUACGUGGUUCAGUGGCUGUCCCGACCGGACCCCGACUCGCCGGUCCAGAAGACCUCGUCAAAGGGCCGCUGCCAAGGCGACAAGUCAAUGUUCUGUAGGAUGGAAGUCUUGUCUCGCUAUUGCUCCAUCCCAGGCUACAACAAGCUGUGCUGCAAGUCCUGUAACCUGCACGACAACCUCACCAACGUGGAUGACAGGGCAGAGCCACUGCCCGGGAAGCACAAUGACAUAGAAGACCUCAUGCCCACCCUCCCAGUGCCCACUCUAGUCAUGGAGGUGCAGCCUCCACCAGCCAAGCCCCUGGAGGUGCCUGUCAAUGCCUCCAACACCAGUGCCACUGAGGAUCACCCAGAAACCAAUGCUGUCGAUGUGCCCUACAAAAUCCACAGCCUGGACGAUGAAGUUUUGCCACCCAACCUAAUCCCUCGACGACCGAGCCUAUAUGAAAAGACCAGAAACCAAAGAAUCCAAAAGCUCAUUGAUGAGAUGAGGAAGAAAGAGAUGCUUGGAAAGGUCUAAUAAAAUGGAAAGAUAGCAUCAAUAGCAUUUUUUUUCUUGCUUAUAGAGAUAUUCCAUGGGAUGGCAAAUCCUGUGUCAUGGAGAUGAAGUCAAAAUUCCUGAUUCCAAAAGG
Messenger RNA from Ceratotherium simum simum (southern white rhinoceros), 4558 nucleotides. NCBI's taxonomy places the organism in Eukaryota, Metazoa, Chordata, Mammalia, Perissodactyla, Rhinocerotidae. The record is from RefSeq and is a predicted model, not a curated record.